AUACAUACGCAGCAGUUUUGUGUGAUUAUUUGUAUUUAAUCACACUAGUUUUAUUAGAUAUAUAGAGAUUAGCAUUAAUUAAUUAGGAAAUCAUGAAAGAAAAACAUGGCUGAGCAUGGCAAUGACCUUUACGAACAACAACUUUUUGCUGUAUUUGAAAGCUGUUUGACAAAAGGAGAGGAUGAACUCAGUGAGAAUGAUUUGUUUUCCAUUUGCAAUAAAUUACACCUCGAUGAAUUGAUUGAAGAAUUGAAAUUGUGCAUUUGCAAACAUCAUCCAAAUAAACAAACAAUAUCCUUUCAAGAAUUCCGAGAUGGUUUAUUACUCUUGUUGAAAAAAUUCCAAGGUUCAAUAACCGAUAAACAGCAUAUUGUACAACCAUAUCAUAAUUUAAAUAUAUGCAAUCGAGAUAUCGAGAAAAAUCAAACUUUACCAUUGGUCACAAGUACUUCGAGGAUUCAUCUUCAAGAUAUGAAAGCUAAUGUUACAAUGGACGAGAGCAGACUGAUACGCUUAUGGGAGAAAGUGAAGGUUUGUUUCAGUGAAAACACAGAACCUGCAACGAUACAGUUUAUAUCGAGUUGUUUAGAAAUUCCAGAACUCCCUAAACAAAUAACAGAAUCUAUCUUUGAAAGUCUCGAUCGCAAUUGUGAUGGAUUAAUAAGUUUUGACGAGUUUGUAAUUAUAUUUCAAAAGAGAAAAAAUAUCAAGACUUUACGAGAGGAUACUGCAUCUCAUAGCAGUAUUGUAAACUAUGAUGUAAAUACAUUAGAUUUUAAUACACGUGUGUCUUGUGAAAUUGAUUCAACGCAAACUAACAGAGAUUCGGAUAAAGAGGGAAAAGUUGCUGGUGUUUCUAAUAUAGCUACACUAUCAUCCAGUGGAGAUCUUGAUGCUUUGGACACGAGUCUUGUAGAAAUAACAAAUAUCAUAUGCGAUGAACUCAAAAGUUUAAAUGAAUCAUUAGAUAGUAAUACCAUUCAGACUCAUAUUAAUUUGUUACGAGAAACGAUGAUUACCCAUCAGGAUGAGCAACGCAAUUUAACUGCUAUAAUAGACAACAUGAAGGUGGAAAGAGAGAAAAUGCGGAUUGACAUGUUAGAGGCCAAUGAACGGGCGAAUUUAUUAGCACAAGAGAUCGAUGAGUAUCAUGUUCAGUUGGAAAAAACGAAAAAAGAUUUACAGAGACAGAGCGAACAACGUUAUGCUGAAAUUACGAAAGAAUUAUCAGAUCAACUGAAUAUCGAACGGGAGAUGGAUGCCGCGGCUCUAAAAUCAAAGGAUGAUCAGUUACAGGCACUACAAAAGGAUAAUCAUGAUAUGAAAAAUAAAAUCGUACAUAUUUUGCAAGAAAAUCAAAUGCUCGAAGCAGAGAAUAAAACUCUUCUUAGCCAGAUUGAAAAGUUGCGGCAAUCUAAUAAUGAUUUGUUAACUCAAAUAAAAGUGUUAGAUGCGGAGCAGGAUGAGAUACAAAGCAUAGAAGCCAAGCAACAAGAACAAGUUAAUUUUUUCGUUGAUCGUAUUAAACAGUUACAGUCAGAAGUAACGCUCUUACGAGAUCAAAACGACGAACUUUGUGUGGAAUUGGAAAAUUCGAAAUGUUAUGGCAAAGAUACGUCAUAUAAGACACCAUCGUCUUUGGCAUAUGAUUUACAAUUAGAUGAGAAUCAAGAUGAAAACCAUAUGACACAAGAGUUUGAAGUGGAUCGGCAGAUCAGUGGUAAAGCAUCAAGUGAUGACUUUGAAAUACCAAUGGACGAAGGUCAGACUGAUAUAUCCAAUUGUGAUACAAUGGAAUACAAAAGAGAUAUAAUUAUAAAAGAUUUGGAAAAUAUAUUAUCAACAAGUGCAAAAUGCCUACCAGAGAAAUGUUCUUUGAAAGCUAGUGUGUCGAAAUUGCUUACUUGUCUGCGAUCGGACUUUGCACUACGUUGUCCCGCACAAGACUUUGGGAAAAGUAUAGCAUCUGAGCUUGAAAUGGAAUGUGAGGAACGAGCUAACGAGUCUUUGCGAGAUUUAGUCGUUUCGAAAAUACCAAAGCAACCUUCUGCGAAACGUACAGCGAUGUCCAAUAGUGCAGAAGAUUUGAAUAAUUUCACUGGUCAAGAUGCAAAAAAUCUAAUACAAAAUAAGGCAAUGAGUCUUAGAGAUUAUCCACCGCGAAAAGAAGAAUAUCCUAUGGAUCAAUGGAAAGCCAGCAAGGAAAAAAAUAAUUCUCCGAACGUUACUGAAGUCGAAAGUAUUCCAAGAAUUGUGACAACAAACACAGAAUCAUUAGAGAUAGAGAAGAAACAAUUGACCGAACGUUGUCAAGAACUCGAACGAAGUUUAGAUUUAUUAAAAACGGAAUACGAAGAAUGUGAGGAUUAUUGGGCUGCCAAAUUAGAAGAAGAAAGACAGCUUUUUGAACAAGAACAAAAAAUAAGUGACGACAAACUUGCCGAGCUUAUUAAUAAAAUAACAGAAUAUGAAGAAUUAAUUAGUCCUUCGGAUAAAUCAAAAAAUAAUGGACGAUUGUCUCCUAUAGAAGAAAAGUUUAAUUUGGAGCAACAGUAUAUAGAUCUCGAAGAAGAAUUUGAGAAAUGGAAAAUAAAAACUGAAAAUGAUAUUUCUCAGAAAAAUCUAGAAAUUGGAGACCUCCGUGAAAAGUUAAGACUGAUAGAACAACCAAUUACAAAUGAUUCCUAUGUACAAGUACCAGACGAAAUUUCUUUAGCAACAUUGUCAGAUUCGUCGCACUGUAAAUCUUCCAGUAUGUCCAGUAUUCUAUCAACGAACGAAAUAUUCGCAAAUACGGAUUUAUUUGGAACAAACAAUCAAGCAUGUCAUACUUCAGCAGAAUUUUCAUUAUCCAAUAAUCUUAACAAAUUGUUGAAACAAGAGGAUCACAUAGACGGUCAUAAUCUAUAUAAUACACAUACUGAGUGCUCUACAAAAGUAAUAAAAGAUAUAAGUAAAGAUCAAAAGAUAUAUCAUAAUAGUCCACAUAUUGCUGAUAAAACUAUGGCAAUGAAAGAGGAAGAUAAGUGCGAUUCAGAAUUUAAAUUGAUACAUAAUACAAUGAAAGAAACUAGCUGUACAUGUUCAGAGAAUAAUGUUCAACAGCAAGUAGAUUGCAUCGAUUUAAACAUUUUUCAGAACUUAAAAAUGAAACUUUACGCACAAGAACGCAAGAAACGUCAUCUGCAGCGUUAUAUUAAACAGCAGCGGCAGUAUAUUGAAAGAUUAUUACAACGUAUUAUGGUGCAGCACCAGACGGAAGUAUGUGAGUUACAGUGCCUUCUCCGUAAUGCCCAAGAAAGACUUCACAUACAAGUUCAAACAACUGUUGAUCAGGAGAUACCGUUUGUGAUGGAUCCUGAGACAAUAGCAAUGGGCGAUAAUUUAUUCAAGCUGCAGUGUUUAAUUAAAACUACCGAGAUUCAGCAUAGUGUGCAGUGCAAACUUGAAAGAAAAUUAUUUUUUGCAUUAGCAACCAACAAUGCUGAAAUUAUUCUUUAUUAUAAAAGGGAAUCUUCUUGUCUACCUGUUGUUAAAAAAAUACCAUGGUUUCAAGGGCUACAUAAACAAAUAGCUGCAUUUUGCUUUGAUUCAAGUGGUACUUGGUUAUUAUGUGUAACUUUAGAUGGUUCGUUGUAUGUAUUACCUGCUUUAACUUUAGUUGGUGAAAAUUGCAUUAUUGACAAAAAAUGGAAAACUGACGAUGCAACUUAUAUAUCUUUUGUAAAUUCACAAAUUUCUCAUUUCAGACCAAUAGCUAUUAUAUGGUGGAGAAAUACGAAAAUAUCUGAGGACAUAGGCAUUAUAGGAACGGAAUGUGGAGCAAUUAUAUUUAUAAAUCUUUCAAAUGGACAACAACUAGGCAUAACAUACAUUAAUGAAAGUAUAAGCAAUCUACAUCUUUGUGAAAAUGAAUACAAUGAGAUUGUAUCUCUUUUGAUAACAAGUAAAUUUCAACAGCAAUGGCGUUUAUCUUUGGAACACAUGUCUUUUAAUCUUUUACAUAAUGUUGAAAACGAAAAACCUUAUAACGAAUUAAAUUUAAGUGGUGCUAGUCAUUAUAAUGUGGAAGAUUCCGUUCCUAAUAAAUCUAAAUUAAAAGAGCUUAAACAGCUCUCUGUUGAAAAAUUGACUAUUCUUAAACAGAAGAUAAUUGAUACCAAAAAUCAAACAUUAAAGGAGAGUUUACAAUAUCAUGAUGCUGCAAGAAACAAAGAAAAUGAUAAUGGAAUUCCUGUUAAUUCGGAAAUAUCACAAUGCAAAUUAGGUUUUGUUAGUCCAGAACCAAUAUCAAAAGAUACUUUUCUAUCUUUGCAAUAUGACAGAGAAAACCGACAAUUGUAUACAUGCUAUCAUCUUGUUACUAAUUAUAUCACAGUACACGGUCCAAAUCUAACUAUGGUACCUUUGUCAAUGCACAAAGUGUUUAAGUCAUGCGAAACGGUUUUAUUAGCACAUAGAUUAUUUUUUAUUACCGAUAUUAAUCAAUAUGUAAUAUAUAUAAUAUCUGAUCAAUUAUCCGAGACUCAUGUAAACAAAGACUAUCAGUUUAAUCCCGAGUCUAUUAUCGGAACAUUUUCUUUUAAAAAUAGUAAAGAAGUAAUACGCGCGGUAUACAAAGUAACACAAUUCAAUAAUACAGUACCGAGAAAAGUUUGUGAGGAAAUCGAAAAUACCUUACCAAAGAAUGUGAAAGAUAUUAAGGUCGAACCGUUUAGUUUGGAUACAUGUAUAAUUGUGACAAACCGCUGUGUAUACGAAGUUGUAUUAAGAAAAUCUCUUCUUUCGAUCUUUAUGGAAUUAGUAUUGAAGAGAAACGAGUUACAAGAAGCUGGAAAAUUAGCAAUGAUUUUUGGAUGGAAUGGACAACAUCUGCUGGAAUAUGUUGGCGAUUUAUUCCUAUCAAAUAAAGAAUUCUCACGCGCAGUAGCUUCAUAUAAAAUGUCUAAGUGUAAAUUAUUGAAGAGCGUAUUAAAGUUUGCAUCAGUAGGCCAUACAUCAGAAUUACUGAGUUGUCUAACUCAUUGUUUACUUACACCUCUUAUUACUGAAAUGCCUAUUGCAACAAGGAUACAUUUAUCUAAUUUGUGUGUACUUUCUUUUAUUGAAAUGACACUAAGGAUUUGGUCGGAACAAUCUAAAGCAAUUUAUAAAGAAUUCUUAUACUUUUUGUCCACAAAUACAUUUUACGACGAAUUAUUAGCUAUUAAUAUAGCUGGUCAAACUUAUCUUUGGGAGGUAUUACACCACUUGGCUAUACAAAGGAGUUUGUACAGUCAAAUGUUGGACAUUCUCAUAAAGGCGAUACAAAUAUUUGGCACAAACGACAUUCACUCAAAGUCAUAUGGUUUACUCAUAUGUUUGAGUGAAUCUGAUUUAAUGCAAUCAAUGUUAUUGAAUUACGAUUUAGCUAAAUCUCACAUAUUAUUUGUACGCAAUAAUCUGCGAGAUUCUCACAUCUUUGUACUUCAGAGAUUAGUAACAUUGUACGAUCCAACCAAUCCAGUAUUACGACCUAGAUUAAUACAAUGUAAAGCACGUCAUAAAAUGGUAUCAUACGAUUUUCGAUCUAAUCAAUGUGAUUCUAUAGAUUCUACGGAUAAUAUUGAUCAGUCUGAUACUCUCGUGGAAGAGAUAAUAGAAACAUUUAUACUAGUAUUGUUGACUCUUAUUCAUAAGAAACGAUUAUUAAAUCCUAAUUCCAAAUUCACUUUUUUGUAUGACGUACAAUUGCCGGAGUUCAGCAAGGAAUACUCGGAAAUGACUAUGCAUGUUGAUUUUAAGAGAAGAUCGUUAAGUACUGGAUUUUCUCAUGUUGCUCUUGUUCGAAAUGGUAAUAUCUAUACUUGGGGAAGUUCAGUGCAAGGUUGUUUAGGUACUGGCUCUAGCGUUUUGCGAUAUGGGACACCUCAUGCCAUAUGCUUCUUCAAAAGUAUGAAGAUUGAAGUUUUUAGUGUAUCAUGUGGGCAUUGUCAUACUCUGGCAGUUACUAACAAUGGAAUCUAUGCUUGGGGAUCUAGUCAAUUUGGUCAGUUAGGACUUGGCAAGGUGUUGCAAUGUUCAAGUCCGGAAUUAGUUACUUCGUUGGCGCAAGAAAUUAUUGUUGAUGCAGUAGCUGGACAGUAUCAUUCUGUAGCACUAACUGCAGAUGGUAGAAUAUUUACAUGGGGUUGGGGUGUUCACGGCCAACUGGGCCACGGCAAUACCGACGAAAAAGCUACACCAUCUUUGGUCAAAGCUCUGCUUGGCGUAGUCGUGUGUUGUAUCAGCGCUGGAUAUGCGCACACUUUGGCACUAUCAAUAGAUGGUGUUGUAUAUGCUUUCGGAUGUAAUAUUCUUGGUCAAUUAGGAACAGGUGAUAAUACCAAAAGUUCUGUCCCGAUAAAAAUAUCGUUACCCGAUAGGAUAACGCUUAUAAGUACUGGAUACUUUCAUAAUCUAGCUGUCAGUAUUACGAACAAAUUAUAUAUAUGGGGUGCGAGUCCUCAAGUUCUCAGAUUGCAAGCACAAGCGCAAAAAAAGACUCGUAUAUCAGAGCAACAAGAUGCUAAUGAGAAAAGGAAUAAGGCUCUAGGAGAAUUGGAGAAAAUACCAAGUAAUGCUACAAAUCUAAACGGAAAAAUAAAAGAAGAAUUUUUUAAUAAGAAAGAUAGUGUACAAACUAAGUCUUCUCACACGGAAACCUUUAAUAUAGAAACGCAAAAGAAAUUCGAAACUAAAAACGCACAUUUGAAAGACUUUGAUUUGAUCGAGGAGAAUCAAACACAUUUAAAACCAUGUGUUGUUGACACAAGUUUGGUGAAAGGUCAAAUUAAUCAGAUAUCAGUUGGCUGUCACCAUAAUGCAUUAAUAACGAAAGAUGGCUCUUUAUAUACAUGGGGCCGUAAUCUGGAUGGUCAAAUAGGUAACGGCACGCGACGAGAAGUAUUAAUUCCGACGCCUUUGUAUUAUAAUUCAGCCUGUAUUUUUGCACAAAUACCUCCUAGACACAAUGAUUUUAAAAGAAUACAAAAUCAAUGGGACUUGGACACUGACGCCAAAUCGAAUUAUUCACUGGCAAAUAAUGGAAAUGUGCCUGAGAACAAUGGGAAUAUCAGUGAUUCAUCGAUAUACGUAGAAAAUGCUGGCAUAAAUAAAGAGAGAAUCAAUCCUGUAAUUAAUGCUGUUGGCGUUGCUUGUGGAUAUGAUUAUACAGUCACAAUACAACCAGGAGGUACGGUAUUAGCUUGGGGCAAUAACAGUAGAGCACAAUUGGGUCGCAUUCCUGCGAAAGAUGCACGAGAUGCCGAUGAUAAACUCGUAUUACUGAAAUCAUCGAAGCGAAUAGUACGACUCCCUAAUGCGUUGCACGUAGCUUUGGACGUUCCUAGUCAAGUACCUGGUAUUUCUACGCCAGUGAUAUCUUAUCGAUCUAAUGAUGUGUUUUCUCUCGCCGGACUUGUCUAUCCUUUAAGCGUUAUCGAAAAAUCACCUGGGGAAUUAACGCUUCAUUAUGUUCUGGAAUAUUUCUACAGUUUAUAUAACUCCGCCAAUAUUAUGAAAAAGUGUAUUGAAUUAGAGAAUUAUCAAGCUUGUUCUAAAAUAGCAGCAUUAGAAAAUAAUGUUUUGGCUGCUUUCACUUAUCAAUUGAAGAUGUUACAUAAAUUGAGUCUUCAGUCCAAAAAUUAUUCGGAAAUUUCACAUGAAACAACAGAAUCCACAAUCCAGAUUAGUUCACAAAAUCACGUAGAUGUGAUGAGAGAUUCUAUGUCGUCUCAAAAUAUCCAGAAAAAUACUGAAUUAUUCAAUACACAAGUGGAGAAGAAUCUCAUAGAAUCCUUGGAAAACAGCGUUGCUCAAAGCUGGACGAAAAUUUCCACAAGUAGAUCAUUGAAUAAUUUGCAAACACUAGCACAAGAAUUAAAUUCUUUCGAUUGUCAAGGUGGUUCAGAAGAAUUAUACAAAACUCGAAAAAAGGACGAUUCCUCGAACGUUAAUGCAGAUCACUCCAACGCCGAAUAUAACUCUAACGAAGAUAAACAGAAAUGGAUUAAAGAUUUUAUUUUUAAUGAAAAUGAUUUGCUUCUGCAACAUAAAAACGUCACUUGUAAUUCUGUGCAAAAUACAACUCGAUCGAUCUUCAUGAAAUCAAUGUUAAUUGUCAAUGACAACCGGUGCGACGAAAAUAAAGAGAAGACUAUAUUGUCGGACAAAAUGUCCUCUCAUUCUCAAAAGAAUUACAUAAUUAACGAAACAAUGAAAGCAUUAAGGUUUUAUUUGAAAAGUAUCAAUAAUGAAUCAAAUACUGUGAAAUGUGAAAUAUUGCAAAGUGCAAUUGGUUUUUGGAUUGAGCAUAAAUUACCGAUACAAUGUUUGGAGAAUAUUUUUCUCGAACAUAUACAUAUCGUUUAUUACCCUCUUGGAUUAUUACUUUUUUGUCAGGAUGUGAUAGAAAGAUAUUUAAAUAUAAGCAAGUACGGCGACGAAGAAAAGGACUGGUGCGCGAAUAAUUUAUUCUCAAUUAAAUUCUGUCUUCAAGUAUUAUCAAUGUUAAUGCAACAUAUCGAUGAAGAUGACAUUAUGCCGGAAUAUAUUAAAAUUUUCUCCUCUUUAACGGCGGACAGUUACGGAGCACCUUUAAACGGAUAUCCAGGUGCAAAUGGAAAUAAUAAUCCAGAAGAAAUGAUGGAAGGAACCGUCAAUACGAUACUUUCCGAAAUUGAAGAUUCCAAAUUAUUUGCACAUGUCAAGGACCCGGAUGCUGUAAAUCACUUGCUUACAACGGAAGAAGAUAAUAUGAUAUUUACUUGCGGACAUCACUUUCCAAUCUCUCAAUACGAAGCAGACGUUAUCCCAUCGUUGGAAACAGAAUUACUAACAUCUCCAUCUUUGAUUCUUCCAUGUACGUCGCAGUAUUUAGGAAAUAUGUUAUCUCGCACGUCUGAACCAGAAAUUAUAUGUCCUUUGUGUAUAAUUGGAGCAUUAAGAGCAACAACGGCAAAGGAUUAUGAUUAAAGGUAUGCUAAUCCUU
This is a messenger RNA of Trachymyrmex cornetzi, 9010 nucleotides long. RefSeq names its product RCC1 and BTB domain containing protein claret (gene ca). Gene Ontology annotation, molecular function: protein binding; calcium ion binding. NCBI's taxonomy places the organism in Eukaryota, Metazoa, Arthropoda, Insecta, Hymenoptera, Formicidae. Bases 106 to 8994 code for a protein of 2962 amino acids. The transcript has 23 exons. The record is from RefSeq and is a predicted model, not a curated record.